CGCCUACACCAAAGGCAAACAACGCCAUGGAAGGUCCAACUCAAAAGAAAAGAAGACCAAAUUUCUCAGACGAAGAGAUGUUGGCUUUAAUAGAAGCUGUGGCAACGAAGAAGAAUGUGGUUCUGGGUAAAUCAGAUAACAGAAUAACCGCACAAGUGAAAAAUAACGCCUAGAAGAGUGUGACUUAGGAAGUGAGUCUUGUCGCUCGCGUACCGAGGAAUGUGAAUGUAGGGCGUAGGAAGUUCACAGACCUAAGAGCAGCUUGAAAAAAAGGCAGCACAAGAGGAAAAACACAUGGGAGGAACAGGUGGUGGCCCAGCAGUUCUCACAAACUACACUCCUCUUGAAGAAACUAUUCUGACACUGACUGAGCCUGUUGAUAUUACUGGUUUACUAGGGGUUUAUGAAAAUGAGACAGAAGUUGAUGAUGUUGCAGAACCAACUCCUGGGCCAUCUGGGAUAGCAUCUCUGGUCAUAACAGACUCGAAAGUUGUUGUAACAUUGGAUGAGGGCACUCCAGAGGAGCAAGAAAUGACAAUAUCCAUUGUGUCAAUGGACCACACUUACUCUUCAGAAUUACCUCCUUUUUUAAUAGAAGACAGUGACGCUCAGGAUGGAGGUAGCAGGCAUGGACAUAGCAGAAGAUCAGAAGAAAGGAGAAUUUUGCCUGACAUGCUUCAGAUACAAGCAAAUAUAGAAAUUCACUUGAAACAGCUCGUAAGCUCAGUAAAAGACAUUGCAUCAGCAUUACAAACAAUUGCUGGUGUUAUAAAAGAUAAGGCAUAAUUUCUUAUUUUUAUCAAAUGAUGAAAUAUUUUAGUUUUUCUCCCAUUCAAUUCUAGUCUUAAUCUACCCAUUUAUAGUACACAGUUGAUAUUAAUUUGUGAUAGGCAUUUGUACAUUUAACAAAGUCAUAAUGUUAAGUUAUUGCUUGAGAGACUAAGUCUAAAAUAAGUCUUUAUUUUGGAGUUCCUUUAUUUCUUUAGUACAGACUAAGGCAAAAAUCCAUUAUAUAUUAUUUAUUUUUUGUUCGAACAUAAUGUUUGCACUGAGGUUGUGAAAAUUGUUGUUUGGUUUUAUGAUAUAGGUUAAGACCAUUUUAUCCAGUUUGGAAGAAUCAUAUUUUAAUAGGGAGGGAAUUCAGGAUUUUAUUAUUUUUUUAGGAAAAAAAAUAUUUUCAUUUUUUUCAAAAUUCUGACAGGUGCACUGUUUGGUUUCUGCAUAGGUUAUAUAUUUUCCUUUUAGGUUAAGGAAGUAACAAAUUUUUGUUGUUUACACAUGGCAAUAAUAAAGUUAAACUAUAAUAGUUCCGGUGCUGUCAAUUAAGAUUGAUUUUAUUUGUUGAUACUAAGACAGAGCUGUAUUUAAGUUUGAUUUAUUUUUCUGGUUUUGAUGUUGUAGGCUGAGGAAGAAAGCAAAUAUAUACUUAUUGCUAUUCUAAUAUUUAUGGUUAACAUAGUAAUUAAGCUUUGAGGGACAGCUUUACUCAUAUUUUAAAAAUGUUAUAUUUCUUUAUUUGUAUAUUUAUAUGUCUGAAAUUACUUGCUUCCAAAUAUUUUUGUUUAUUUCACUUCUAAGGCAACCCAACUUUGGUUGUGGUCUGUCUUGUGGUCAUAAAGCACCAUGACAAAAAUAUUUAACUUACAUUUUGUACUUUUGAGCAGUAUUGCUUUGUAUGUAUGUGUAGAUACUUUCAUAUUAUUUUUGUGAUGUAUCAUUAUGGUAUUUUUCUUACCAGUCUUAUAGUUUUAUAAUCACAGUCUGAAAUAAAGUUUUACUUUUUAA
Messenger RNA from Penaeus chinensis, 1785 nucleotides. RefSeq lists its product as uncharacterized. Bases 295 to 786 code for a protein of 163 amino acids. The transcript is spliced from 3 exons. The record is from RefSeq and is a predicted model, not a curated record. NCBI's taxonomy places the organism in Eukaryota, Metazoa, Arthropoda, Malacostraca, Decapoda, Penaeidae.